Molecule: messenger RNA, 3297 nt
Organism: Paramuricea clavata
Lineage: Eukaryota; Metazoa; Cnidaria; Anthozoa; Malacalcyonacea; Plexauridae
Source: the annotation of a GenBank genome assembly
ACAGGGAAAUCAAUCUCCUAUAAAGUGGCCGGUGCUCCAGCAAACCCAUUCAUCCUAGCAGCACAGAUACAUAGUCAAAAGGUAAGGCUAGAUAAAAAAUUUUAACUCUAGCCAAAAAAUACGAAUAAUAAAUACGAAUCAAUUUAUGCCGGCGGAAAUGAAAAUUUGAUACAUUCAACCAACACCGCGCGUUUUGUAUUUGCGAAUAAAAUUACAUACUUACUUGUUUGUUCAAAAGCUAGCAACUACUCAAAUUUAUAGUUGGCUAAAUAAAUAGUUGGCUUAGCCAACUAUAAAUUGCAAAUGAAGUUAGUCAAUAUGCGGAUUGUUCUAUAAAAACGGCAAUUUUUUUCAUAUUACACUUUUUAAAGGUAAAAGGGGUUAAGGGUUCUUUGCCAUAUUAUACUUUUUACACUGACGAAUUUCAGGUAUCCCAGACAAAAAAGGAUUCUCAAAGUGUUUCCAUUUUGGAGACCUCAUCUAGUUCUGGAAAUGUUGAAAACAAGACUGGCGAGAACGACCCUCAACCUGACAAAGUUCAAAAUUUGCCCCCUCCUGACACAGUAGAAUUUGAAUUUAUGUCUUCCACGGUAAGUCUUCAAAAUUGAUCUUUUUUCAAAUUUGUUAUGACUGAUUUUUAGAAUGUUUUGAAUUUUCAAUCAUUAUAUUUAUAAAUAGACACCAGGAAGCGAAAGCAAUGAAUCACACGAGGCCCAAGAAGUCGAAAGCGACACCCUUGAAAAUGAGACUGAAGAAACUGAAGAAAACCAGGACGAUAAAAACAUGACUUGGUUUCAAUGCGCAGGGCUGUUGCAAUAUCUAAAGUCCCAGCUUCGUAAUGUUGAAGGAAUUAUAGAUGAAGUUGAGACGGCAGAUAAUGCUAAUCAAGAAUAUUUUCUAAAUAAGGUAAUCGAAACAGUUGGUCAGGUUGAAGAAACUGCAAGCCAGCUUCUCAGAAUAUCAUUUCAAUUCCUGGAAAAGGUUGAAAAAGAGAACAUGACACUGGACGAUAGCAAUCAGAAAGCAUUCCCUACCAUGCCAUCUUUGGAUCCUGGAUUGCGAUCAAAACAUCUGACGGACAGUCAAAAAACAUACCUGAUACAAAUCGGACCGAAUCAACCAAAUUUACAGGUAUACCCAAGUAAUUCCAGCAUUGCCAAAGAAGGUCACAAGCAGUCGAGAUUUAAUCCAUCCUGGUUCAAAGAGUACCCUCACCUUGAAUAUAGUUUAUCGAAAGACGCUGCUUUCUGUUUUGUUUGUUCCUUGUUUGGAAGUGGUCCAGGAAUGGAGAAAGCAGAAAAUGUUUGGAGUACAGAAGGUGUGUGUACAUGGCAUAAAUUCAAGAGCUGUGGAAAAGCAAAGCGUGGCAAGUUGGCAACACAUUUCUCAUCUGCGAGUCACAAAAGUGCAAUGUUUGCAUAUGCAAACUUCGUGAAAACCUGUGGUCACGUCGAUGUCUUGCUUUCUAAGACCAAACGCCAUGCUCUCAUCCAGGAGGAGGAAGAUCUUGUCCGCAAUAGAAAGGUCGUCGAGAUAUUGUUGGACAUAACAAAAACACUCGGACGCCAAGGUAUCGCGUUUAGAGGCCAUGGAGACGACAAAGAAGGAAAUUUCCAUCAGAUUGUGAUGUUGAUGGCCAGGUAUUGUCCCGACCUAAAGUUCUGGUUCAGCACAACCCGGAUGCGACCAUACCGUGUCACCUAUCUUAGCCCACAGUCCCAAAACGAGUUCAUUGAACUGAUUGGUCGCCAAGUACAAAAGCGGGUUACAAAAGAAAUUAAAGAAGCUGGGAUGUACUCAGUUAUGGCUGAUACAACGCCUGAUGUAUCGCACAAAGAUCGCCUCGCGGUUGCUUGUAGGUACGUAGAUGCAAAUGGUCAGCCAAGGGAGCGAUUGAUGUCAUUGACCGAAGCUAAAGACAAGACAGGAGAAGGAGGAGCUGAUGAAAUAAUCGAGGCGCUAAAUAAGCACGAAAUGAAUUUAAACGAACUGUGUUUUCAAAGUUACGACUACACAGCUUCCAUGUCCGGACGCUUCAACGGAGUCCAGAAGAAGAUCCAGGAUAAACUCGGAAGAAGAAUUCCUUACAUGCCAUGCUUAGCGCACCGUUCAAACACAGUAAUCGAGCACAGUUGCGAAGCAAGCGCCGUCAUAAAGGAGCUGUUCAAUGUCCUUGAGGAACUGUACGUAUUUUUUACGAGCAGUACAAAACGUGUAUCGUGUCUUCAAGAGUCUAUCAUUGGUGCGGCCGUAGACAACCCGUUGCAGCUACGAAACCUAUCCAAAACACGGUGGGUAGUUCGAGCCGAGUCUAUCAAGGCAGUGUGGUCUACUUACGAAGCGAUUUUGGAAUCUUUGGCCAUUCUGCAAGAGCGCUCGAAGGAUAUCAAGACAAAAACAGCCGCCUCUGGUUUGUUGACAAAAAUCACCAGAUUUGAUUUCAUCAUGUGUAUAAUGUUUAUGAAAAACAUUAUGUACAAGACCAAAAGAAUGACGGAGGUCCUUCAAAAGGAAGAUCUUAACAUUAUCGACGCGAUUACCAUUAUGGAGUCAACAAUAAAGAGCUUGGAAUACGUGAACAAUGACAUUGAUGCUAUGAAUGCAGAAAUCCAAGCAGCAGUUAUAUUUGCUGAGCACCUUGGUGUUGAUGCUCAGACUGAUUUCCAACGUCAUCAUCGCCACAGAAAACCACCUGCCAGAAUCGAUGAAAAUCCAUCAAAUGCUGUGUCGUUUAACUUGGAGUCCUUUUACCGGAAAGAAUUCAAAGCAGUGUUGGACACUCAGAUCAGCACUUAUAAAGAGGUCAAUAACAAUUCCAAAGAAACAACAAAACCCCUGAUUGACACCCUGCAUCCUGGGAAAGACGUGGCACCAUUGGAAUCGUUCAAGGACUUGACGGAGUAUUUCCCACGAGACCAAAGACCAGACCCGGAAGCUCUGAUGUCCGAGAUGGAGGUAUUCAGGUCUCACUUGACCGACCACUACCAUACCAACGUUCAAGAUAUUUCAGAUGCGGCCAGAAUAGCAGAAAAACAGAAGUCAGUGUUUCCUUUGGUCAACAAGGCUUACCGCCUAGCUCUUACUGCACCAGUGACAGUAGCUAAGGAUGAAAGAACAUUUAGCAAGCUAAAACUUGUCAAAACACUCUGCAGAUCAACAAUGAAUGACGAACGAUUGGAGGAGUUAUUAAUAAUGGCUUGUGAAAAAGAUAUCACUGAUGAAAUCAGCGUUGUUAAAAUGGCUACAGCUUGGGCAGCGUUAAAACGACGACGAGUCCAGAUAUCCAUAGUACCAUAA